AUGGCUUACCCUCAAUUAAAUGAAUUUGUAAAAAUGGGAAAGAAAGUUAUUGGAGCUGGUAUUAAUUACAGGUCUUUAAUCGAAUCCAGAAAUCUUCCAUUUCCCAAAGAACCAAUUAUUUUUUUAAAAUGUUCUUCAUCUUACAUUACAGAGGGACAAAGCAUUAUUGUACCUCAAGGAUUUAAUAUUAAUCAAGAAGUAGAAUUAGGAGUUAUAAUCGGAGUAAAAGGUAAAAAUAUUGAAGAAUGCAAUGCAUACAAUCAUGUUGGAGGUUAUUGUCUUGCACUUGAUAUGACAAAUGCUGAUUAUAUGGCGAAAUCAAGAAAGGAAGGCUUGCCUUGGGCUUUGGGAAAAGCUUUCGACACAGCUUGUCCAGUGAGUCGUUUUGUCGAUAAAUGUGAAUUACCCAAUCCAGAUAAUGUCAGAAUAUUUAGUAAAGUUAAUAAUGAGCUUAAACAGGUUUGUGCAAUUAUUCUUACAAAUCUUCAUUUUACUAUUCCAAAGUUAAUUAGUUUUAUAUCACAAUAUAUGACAUUAGAACCAGGAGAUCUAAUUUUAACUGGGUCCCCAUCUGGAGAAGGGCCUGUCAAACCUGGUGAUUUAAUUGAAUGUGGAUUGGGAAACAUUUUGACAAUGAAAUUUUCAGUAAAAUCAUCUUGA
Molecule: messenger RNA, 660 nt
Organism: Pediculus humanus corporis (human body louse)
Lineage: Eukaryota; Metazoa; Arthropoda; Insecta; Psocodea; Pediculidae
Product: Fumarylacetoacetate hydrolase domain-containing protein, putative
Exons: 5
Coding region: 1-660 (219 amino acids)
Cellular component (GO): mitochondrion
Molecular function (GO): acetylpyruvate hydrolase activity
Source: RefSeq, a predicted model, not a curated record